AUGAACACACUGUCAUCUGGCUUGGAGAGGUUGAUGUCGAGCCAUGCCCAUUCCGAUACCACCAUUGAUGUCGAAGGACGUUCAUUUAAAUGUCAUCGUGCUAUUUUAGCCGCCAUGUCGCCAUAUUUUGACGCCAUGUUUUCUUCGGGCAUGCGCGAAAGCAUCACAGGUGACGUAUCAAUUCAUGGGAUUUCGGCAGACAUCUUUGGAUCUAUUGUGAACUACAUUUAUUCCGGAUAUGACAUCGUGAACGAGGAAAAUGCCUUACAAGUUCUUCAUGCCUCGGCUCUGCUCCAAAUCGAAUGCCUCAUGAAACGAAGUGAGGAUUUCGUCUGCAGAAAAAUCACCGAUGCGAAUUGUGUGGAAGCAUACAGAAAAGCAAUGGUGCUGAAUUGUGCGCAACUGAAGCAAAAGUCGAAAGAAAGGAUUCUCUCCAAUUUUGUGUCACUGUGCGAAUCGUCAGAGUUUUACCAAAUGGACGCAGACGAAAUGGCGAUGGUGGUCAAGGAAGACAACCUUGAAUGUCCGAGUGAAGAGUAUGUCUGCGACCGAGUUGUGGAUUGGGUCGAAUAUGACCUGGAAAACCGCGAAAAAGAUUUGAAAAACAUUUUCACGCAUCUGCGUCUUUCUUUAGUAAAAUCGGAAUACAUCGUUGACGUGCUGGAAAAACGAGACUUUAUCAAAAAGAAUGCCGAUUGUGUUAAGAUCAUAGACGAAGCGAAGAACUUCCAGUUGCUUCCGUCCCGACGCCACGAUUUCAGUUCCGUUUACAAGUUGUACAGAAAAACCUCAACCAAGGAAGACGUUCUCGUGCUGAUUUCAGGGGGCGAAACUCCUAAACCACCAUACGUCCGAUCCAAGGACGUUCUUGCCUACAGUUCUCAGAAACAUGCGUGGUUUCAUUUGGCUCAACUUCCUUACGAUCCUGGCAUAGAAUUUGCCACUUGCGUCUACGACAACGAUAUAUUUGUGUCCGGUGGUGGCGCAAGGCCUAGGUGUUUCUUGCGAUACCGUGCAAAGAAGAACAAGUGGUCGCAACGCGGACCGGAACUGAAUUUUGGUCGUCGACGUCAUGCUAUGGUUGCUAUGGGCUCCAGGUUGUAUGUGGUUGGUGGAUUUAACAGCGAGAGACCGGAAGGAGAUAAAGUGUUGGAUGUGAUAGAAGAAUAUACUCUCGAGGACAAUGCAUGGCGGGAAGUGGCUAAGUUAGCAGUUCCAGUGAGCUCUGUGUCGGCUGCCGCUCUCAAGGACAAAAUUUUCAUAUUCGGUGGCGAAACAAAUACCAAAUCGGACACGAAUUCGAUACAGUGUUACGACACGAAUUUAAAAUGCACGACCAUAAUAGGUGAACUUCCGAUGACAUGCAAAUUAACUAGGUCGGUAGUGUGCGACGAUCAAAUAUACAUUGUAUUGUUUGACGGACAGAUUUUGCGAUUCUGCGAUGGCGAAAAUAGUGAACUGGUUUCUAGGAUACCAAAAUUCGAACGUGUUCACUUCGGUUUGCUUCAUUUACAAGGGUAUCUGUAUAUAAUGGGAGGGCAGUACGUUUCCGGUCCGGACUCCCGAGCGCUGUGCGACCUUAUUGGACGUUUCGACACUCGAACGAACACAUACUGCCAGUUAAGCGAAAGGUUACCCUCUGCAAGAUUGCUAGACAGUUGUGCUAAAAUUUCAGUUGAGAAGAAGUUUCUUAUUGAGGAGCAUCUCGAUGAAUAG
Messenger RNA from Lottia gigantea (owl limpet), 1716 nucleotides. RefSeq lists its product as hypothetical. NCBI's taxonomy places the organism in Eukaryota, Metazoa, Mollusca, Gastropoda, Lottiidae. The coding region runs from base 1 to 1716 and encodes 571 amino acids. The transcript has a single exon. The record is from RefSeq and is a predicted model, not a curated record. Gene Ontology annotation, molecular function: protein binding.